Messenger RNA from Ambispora leptoticha, 2469 nucleotides. The record is from the annotation of a GenBank genome assembly. Lineage: Eukaryota; Fungi; Glomeromycota; Glomeromycetes; Archaeosporales; Ambisporaceae.
AUGGAUGCUUUAUCCACGUCUCCUGAAGACGAAGAGUUUGAAACCACCACACCAUAUUAUUCGUAUCAUAAUGAUAAAACUAUUCAGACGCGCGAUAAUCAUUUUUGGGCUCAACGUAAACCAUCAAAUCCAAGGCUUAAUUCUUCAGGAAUUGAAACUCAAAGUAGUUAUGAACCACAAAUACCCCGCAUUAAUAAUGUAGACGCAUCCCAAUCACAGGUGGAAGAAACUCUCGAAGAGGAAAUCGAACGUGAACUUGUCACACAUUGCACUAACUUUCACAAAUGCCUUGAACUGCGUGACAAGUACAUGAUGUUAUCCCUACAAAGACUAGGGGAUAAUCCGAAAGAUCAACCGGGAUGGAAGAUAUAUCCGGAGCCACCACCUCCAACAUGGAAGAAACCGCCUCAAAAUCCAAAAGAAGCGCUUUCUAGUACUAAUAAUAGUAAAAAAGGAAAUUUACAAGUCGGUGAUGAUUUUAAUUUUGGCAAAUGCGAGAUUCCAGGCAAUCACGAGUUCCUUUUCGAAUUAGAUUCUUCUGGGGUUUACCAAGUAUAUGAAACUCGAGAAGCUCUUGAAAAGCAUAAGCCUGCUUAUAAGGUUCCUACCAUCAGAGAAUACUUUAUCGAUCUCGAUACAAUACUGGAUAUUAUUUCAGAUGGUCCAGCAAAGAGUUACGCCUAUAGACGUUUACGAUAUCUGGAAAGUAAAUGGCAUAUGUACGUGAUAUCCAAAGAGUAUCAAGAAAUUGCGGACUCAAAGCGAGUUCCGCAUCGAGAUUUCUAUAAUGUACGCAAGGUUGAUACACACGUUCAUCUUUCAUCCUGUAUGAAUUCCAAACAUCUUUUACGAUUUAUUAAAUCUAAAUUAAAGAAACACAAGGACGACAAAGUGAUCUUUCGGGAUAAUAAAGUUCUUACACUUAUACAGGUGUUCGAGAGUUUGCAUCUGUCAGCGUAUGAGCUUAGCAUAGACACUUUGGAUAUGCAUGCGCAUACAGAUUCAUUUCAUCGAUUUGAUAAAUUUAAUCUCAAAUACAAUCCAAUUGGUGAAUCUCGUCUAAGAGAAAUUUUCUUAAAGACUGACAACUAUAUUUCUGGUCGUUAUUUUGCCGAAUUAACUAAAGAGGUGAUAUCUGAUUUGGAGGCUAGCAAAUAUCAAAUGGCUGAAUAUAGAGUCUCGAUAUAUGGGCGCUCUAAAUCUGAAUGGGAUAAAUUAGCUAAAUGGAUAGUGGGCAAUAAGAUAAUUUCGCCCAAUGUACGUUGGUUAAUACAGAUUCCUAGGUUAUAUAAUGUUUAUGCGAGUAAUAAUACUGUAGCAAAUUUUGAAGAUGUGAUCAAAAAUAUCUUCGAGCCAUUAUAUGAGGUGACUCAAGACCCCCGUAAACAUCCUGAACUACACGUAUUUCUUCAACGUGUAGUUGGUUUUGAUAGUGUGGAUGAUGAAUCGAAGGCGGAAAGACGCAUUCAUAGAAAAUAUCCAUUCCCUAAAGAUUGGGAUACUAAAUUAAAUCCACCGUAUUCAUAUUAUAUAUAUUAUAUGUAUGCCAAUAUGACGAGUUUAAAUCAAUGGAGAAAAGUUCGAGGAUUUAACACGUUUGUUCUUCGACCUCAUGCCGGAGAAGCUGGUGACACUGAUCAUUUGACUUCUGCUUUCCUUACUUCUCAGUCCAUCUCUCACGGAAUUUUAUUAAGAAAAGUACCCGCGCUACAAUAUCUUUAUUACUUGAAACAAAUUGGCAUUGCAAUGUCUCCUUUAUCCAAUAAUGCUCUCUUCUUGAAUUAUGAAAGAAAUCCAUUCUUGAACUUCUUUCAAAGAGGAUUAAAUAUUAGUUUAAGUACGGAUGAUCCAUUGCAAUUCCAUUUUACUAAAGAACCGUUGAUUGAAGAGUAUAGCGUUGCCGCUCAGAUAUGGAAAUUGUCUGCGGUAGAUAUGUGUGAACUAGCGCGUAACUCUGUAAUUCAAAGCGGAUUCGAGAUGAGCAUUAAAAACCAUUGGUUAGGGGAUCGAUGGUAUCUUCCCGCCGUUGAUUCCUCCGGUAUUCAUAAGACCAAUGUUCCCACAAUUCGUUUAAAUUAUCGUCAUAAUACUCUGCUGGAGGAAAUUGAGUUGGUGAGAAAAUAUUCCACACUUAAAACCGAUUCUCUUGAGCGUAACACAAUCACUAUGGAUCCAAAAGACGCGUCAAAAAAGCAAAAAACACCCAAUAAAUCAUUAAUUCACGAAAUGCUGAACAUUUCUAAUAAUAAAAAAGAUGACGAUUACAACAAUAUUAGAAACAUUUUAUCAUCAGCAUCAGAUUCGGAAAUGAGCGUUAUACCUGGCGUUGGAACUUUUAUAGAUAUAAACGGGGAAGGUAAUACUGGUGACGAGCUUAGAAAUAGUAAUAGUAAUUGUAAUGAUGGAAUCAUUGAGAAAAUAAAUGAACAAACGGUGAUGGAUGGAAAUGAGGCAGACAUUGAGGAAUAG